Molecule: messenger RNA, 16689 nt
Organism: Drosophila grimshawi
Lineage: Eukaryota; Metazoa; Arthropoda; Insecta; Diptera; Drosophilidae
Product: midasin
Exons: 13
Coding region: 88-16611 (5507 amino acids)
Biological process (GO): rRNA processing; ribosomal large subunit assembly
Cellular component (GO): preribosome, large subunit precursor; nucleus
Molecular function (GO): ATP binding; ATP hydrolysis activity
Source: RefSeq, a predicted model, not a curated record
CGUGUUUUAAAACUCUCAUUGUUGAUACGUCUUUUUCCUGCAUGCUGUGCGUUGAAAUUCAAUUUGAAUGCAAGUGGAGACAAAGCUAUGGACGUGAAAAUUAACAAGCUGCGGCGCAGUGUGCAGCAGCUCUUGCAGUUAACUGCCAGUGAGCCCCAGGACGAUGUCUUUGUCUUAAACUUACAGAAAUUCCUCAAGAAAAAGCGGUACGUGGAACAAGAUGUUGAGCGUCUGUUUAACAGUCUCAGUCAGCAACUAACGAUGCCGGGCUACACUGUGCCUCUGGCCAUGAGCUUUGAGGAAGAACUGCUACUGCUGCUGACCAUGUCGCUGCGCUGGGAUCCAGCUGUGCACGCGGACCAAUAUAAAUCGGAAUGCAUUGCUUUGGCCAAGUUGUUGCACCUUUCGGUUGAUGCCAAAAGAUUUGCAAAGAGCUACUUUCGGUACCGGCCAGCACCAUUCGAGAAGCAACAGAGCAAUGAGCACGUCCAGAUACCCAGUAAGAGGACAAAAAAGACGCAUACAAAUGGCGUUCUGGAAACGAAAAAACAGCAGUUGGACUUGGAGCUCGUUAAGUGCUGCUACCAGCUGUUAAGCAGUGAUGCUGUCUACUACCGGGAAUUGUGGGAUUGGUCACAGUUUCUGGCUAACUAUUCGGAUAACAGUGUUAAAUGUCAGCUGUCGCAGCUUUAUUGCAAUCACAUAAUGGCGAUGCUGACGGAUAUGUCGAGCACGCAGCUGCACACGCUGAACGCCCAAAUACCCGUCAAGGUGCAGCUUCAAUUCGAUGAGCACCAGACGCUGGCUACCCACACAAAAUUCGAUUACUCAUCAGAUCUGCCGGAACAGCACUUAACGCUUAAGCUGGAGAAAGCCAACCAAUCAGUCACCAAUAUCGAAGGUGUAAUCUUGCCCAUCUUCAACAAGGACAAUCAGACAUUUUAUGCAGACACCGAUGGCUGCUAUGAUCGCAUUGUGAAAGUGGACUCAAGCAUUGUGAAUUUGCGUAGCAUUGCUCUGGGCGUGGCUGCUGCCAAGCCCAUCUGCCUCUCCGGCCCAGUUGGUUGUGGCAAGACCACGCUAAUUGAGUAUUUGGCGCGUAAGACUGGUCGCAUUUGUCCCAAACCAAAGGAAAUAGAAAUACGUGACAAAGCAAAGCGGGAAGCGGAAGAAGAUGAUGAACUACUUAAACCAAAACGAAAACAGAAAGCGAUUAAAAAUGCUGGAGAAAAGAGAAAAAUCGCUGAUGUACCAAUGGAAGAUUUAAUGGUGCUGGAGGAUGGCGAUGGUCUAGCCCAGAGAAAUGGAUUUUUGCGAAUACAGUUGGGUGAUCAGACCGAUAGUAAAAUGUUGUUGGGUCAAUAUCGCUGCACAGAUGUGCCCGGCGAAUUCGUUUGGCUGCCCGGCGUUCUGACGCAGGCUGUCAUGCAUGGCUACUGGCUGCUGUUGGAGGAUCUGGACGCCGCCACUCAGGACACAUAUACGAUAUUAAGCAGUCUUCUGGAACGCAACUAUCUGAGUGUACCUGGCUUUCGGGAUUGUGUCAAGAUAGAGCCUGGUUUUCAGCUCUUUGUAACAGUGCGGACAAACAAAUCUUCAAAUAACUACAGCCAGAAAUCUCUAUUCUCGCUGCUUGAAAAAUAUUUAUAUACCAUCAAUAUUCUUCCGCUGUCCCGCAACGAGCUGUGCAAAGUUGUGAGCACCAACUAUGAGAGGCUGGCCACCGUUGCCAAUCGUAUUGUGGACGUGUUCUUGACCUUCUCCAGUGGCGAUCACAUGUCUGCCGAUAACUUACGACAACAGGAGAGCAGCGAUAAGGCAGAUACCACGGAGAAAUAUGUGGCACUGCCUUUUGAACAGGUCGCAAGCACCGGCAUACCCAACUCGGGUCGGUUGGUGUCCACGCGGGAUCUGAUCAAGCUGUGCCAGCGUGCGAAUGCUCAGUUCUCCGUGACCAGCGCCGAAUGCGCUUACUUUGUCUUCCAAAAUGCCGUCGAUGUUUUUUGCUCGUAUUUGCCACAAAGCAAGGAGAAGACAGCUCUGAUCACAAACAUUGGCGCCAAACUGGGCAUCAUACGCUCACGUUGUGAGCAUUUUGCCAAUGAAUAUAAACCUGAUGUGGAGUUUGGCAAGCAGAGCUUUAAAAUAGGCCGUGCGACACUGCCAACAAUAUCUGUCGAAGAAGAGAAGGCACAAAGCGCCUCAAAGAGACAAAAGUUAACGUUGCAGACGCAGAAAACAAUUUCCAAAUCCUCAGUCAAGCGUGCAACCUUCUCAUUUACUCGCCUGGCCAGCUGCAUCCUGGAACGUAUUGCCGUUUGUGUUAGCCAUUCGGAGCCAGUUCUGCUGGUGGGUGAAACUGGUGUGGGCAAGACGUCCUCAGUGCAGUACCUAGCUGAACGUACAGAGCAUAAACUUGUUGCCAUCAACAUGAAUAAUCAAUCGGACGUCUCGGAUCUGGUUGGUGGCUUUAAGCCCGUCGAACUUAACUAUGUCCUUGCACCGUUACGUUAUGAAUUCGAGCAUCUAUUUGGCGAGACAUUUAAUGCUGAUAAGAAUCUACAAUUUCUAAGAAUAUUUGCCACCCACUUUAACAAUGGACGACACAGCGUCAUCAUACGCACCAUGCUCAAUGUGAGCAACAGCAUAUUAUGCAAGGAGGAGCACAAGCUGAAUCCGCUGCUACCACGCUGGCGAACGCUGCACGAGAAGCUGCAGCGACUGCAAACGCAGCUGGAAAAGAGCAUUAACAUAUCCUUUGCCUUUAUACCUGGCUCACUGGUCAAUAGCAUCAGCAAUGGCGACUGGGUGCUUCUCGAUGAAAUAAAUUUGGCCUCGGCCGAAACCCUAGAAUGUCUGUCCACUAUACUGGAGCCGGAGGGGUCUGUAGUGCUGCUGGAACGUGGCGAUUUUAUGCCCGUGAAGCGUCAUCCCGAUUUUCGCAUAUUUGCCUGCAUGAAUCCCAACACGGACAUUGGCAAAAAGGAUUUACCCGUUGGCAUACGGAAUCGAUUUACUGAGUUCUUUGUCGAUGAGCUGACCACAGAUGCGGAUUUGGGUCUACUGGUCGGCGAUUAUCUGGCCAAUACGGGCAUCCAGCGCAAGUCUGUGCACAGCAUUGUGCAGCUCUACAAAUCGCUGCGACGUCUCUCCGAGCUGCAGCUCAACGAUGGCCUCGGCAAUCGUCCUGUCUACUCGCUGCGCACGCUCUGCCGCAGUCUGCGCAUUUGUGCCCGAAAUUUGUGCGGCUCCAUUGAGCGAAAUCUGUACGAGAGCUUCUGCUUGAGUUUUCUCACUCAACUGGAUCCGGAAUCACAUCAGUUGGUGUUGCUGCUCAUACGAGAUGCACUGCUGCACAAUGCGAAGGUGGUGCUGAAUCAAUCGCUGCCUCGACUGGGCGAGAAUUAUUUACAAUUUGAGGGUUACUGGAUCCAGAACGGCAGUCUGGAAUUGCAGUCCUGUGCACAUUAUAUAUUGACGGGUAGUGUCAAGAAGAAUCUACAGGAUCUGGCACGCAUCAUUUCCAUUGGGAAGCUACCCAUUCUGCUUCAGGGACCAACCAGUGCUGGCAAGACGAGUCUCAUCGAUUAUGUGGCCCGGCGCAGCGGUAAUCGUUGCCUACGCAUCAACAAUCAUGAGCACACUGAUCUGCAGGAAUAUAUCGGCACCUAUGCGGCUGAUGUUAGCGGCAAGCUAAGCUUUCGCGAGGGUGUCCUCGUGCAGGCCAUGCGUCAUGGCUACUGGAUCAUUUUGGAUGAAUUGAACUUGGCCUCAACGGACAUCCUCGAGGCACUCAAUCGAGUGUUGGACGACAAUCGGGAGCUGUACAUUGCCGAAACGCAAACGCUGGUCAAAGCGCAUCCCAAUUUUAUGCUAUUUGCCACACAGAAUCCUCCGGGUCUUUAUGGUGGCCGCAAAACGCUCUCGCGUGCAUUUAAGAAUCGCUUCAUUGAGCUGCACUUUGCGGACAUACCACGCGCUGAGCUGGAGAUUAUAUUGGAGCAGCGUUGCCUGAUACCUGCCUCCUACUCACGCAAGAUGGUGCAGUGCAUGACCCAGUUGCAACAGCAUCGCAAGAACACCUCCAAGCAGGUCUUCACGCUGCGUGAUCUGUUCCGUUGGGGUAAUCGCUAUACGCUGGCGGAUAAGGCGCUGCAGCAGGAUCACAAAUACGAUUGGAAUCAGCAUCUCAUUGAAGAGGGUUACCUGGUUCUCUCCGCCAAAGUACGCAGCAGCGAGGAGUUGCAGCUGAUUGAGAAGACUCUAUACGGGAACUUCAAGAAGCGCAUUGACCUGGAGCUGCUCUUUGAUAUACAAACGAAGCGGGAGAGCUCUGCUGUUAGCCGGCACAUUCUCGACGCCAUACGCAACUUUAAGCAGCGCGGUGAUAUUGUCUGGACGCGCAACAUGACCCGCAUGGCGGUGCUAACGGCCAAGGCAUUGCAGUUCGAUGAACCUGUUCUCCUCGUGGGUCUAACGGGAUGUGGCAAGACGACUGUGUGCCAAUUGUUGGCGAGCAUUGCGCAAGUGCGUCUGCGCAUACUCAAUUGUCAUAUGCACACGGAGGGUGCAGACUUUUUGGGUGGAUUGCGUCCAUGUCGAGGUCAGCAGAAUGGGGAGCAACAGGCGCAAAAACUAUUCGAAUGGGCAGACGGACCGCUCAUCUAUGCCAUGCUGGAGGGUUCUUAUUUUAUGGCCGAUGAAAUAUCGCUGGCUGAAGAUUCAGUGCUGGAACGUCUCAAUUGCAUACUGGAACCAGAGCGCAGCGUUCUUCUUGCAGAAAAGGGAGGGGUAGUCGAGGAAGAUGUGACAGUUAGCGAAUCCAAUCUGAAUAAGGACUUUAUUGUUCAGGCCAAGUCGGGCUUUCAGUUUCUUGCCACGAUGAAUCCAGGUGGUGAUUUUGGCAAGAAGGAAUUGUCGCCGGCACUGCGCAAUCGCUUCACUGAAGUCUGGUGCUUGCCAUCAGAUAACAAAUCCGAUCUCAUAGAGAUUGCACACAAUUGCAUGCAACGCGGAUCAGCCAGUGCCACCAGUGUCACAUCGAGUUCGUCCCAUAAAAUAGCUGAAUAUUUAGUGGAAAUUGUGCUCUUUAUACGCGAUUCAAAUGAAAAAUUCAAGUUUUCCGUGCGCGACAUACUCGCCUGGGCCAAUUAUAUGGUUAGCAACUCGCAUCUCACAUUCGCAGAGCAAGCCAUCUUUGGACUGGAGACUAUCUUUCUGGAUGCACUUGAAAUGCUGCCACAUGAAUCCCAGACGCAAAUCGAGGCACUCAAGUGCAGGAUUAUCGACCAUGCCAUUAGACAGGCAGCUGUCAUACUUGAUGAGCACUUUGAGCUCUCGUAUGUUGAUGAGAAACGUGGACAACAGGUGCAACUGGAUGAGAAACGCUUCGGUAUACGUCCCUUCUUCAUUAACGUCAAUCCGGAGCGGCUGAUGCCCGCCAAUGCCGAGUUCUUGUUCGAUGCGCCCACCACAAAACAGAAUCUAUUUCGUCUGCUGUCGGCACUGUCGUUGCAGAAGCCGGUGCUGCUCGAGGGGCCACCAGGUGUGGGCAAGACCUCGAUUGUGGAGAGUAUAGCGCAUGCGAUUGGCUAUCAAAUCGUACGCAUCAAUCUGUGCGAGCACACUGAUCUCGCCGAUCUAUUUGGCACCGAUUUGCCAGCCGAGGAUAAUCUACUGGAGCGCGUCGAGGCUCAGAGUCAGCUUGGCAGUUUUGUGUGGCGCGAUGGUCCUUUGCUUGCCGCACUGAAAGCUACUCGCACUUGGAUAUUGCUGGAUGAGCUGAAUCUAGCACCACAAUCAGUGCUCGAGGGUCUUAACGCCGUGCUGGAUCAUCGUGGCGAGGUGUACAUACCGGAACUGAAUAAGAGCUUCCAGUUGACAGACUCCACACGCAUCUUUGCCUGCCAGAAUCCACUUAAACAGGGCGGCGGACGCAAGGGUUUGCCUCAAUCCUUCCUAAAUCGAUUUAAUAAGGUCUAUCUGCGCAAAUUAACCACCGAGGAUCUGCUUCAUGUGGUGAAUGUCAAGUACGCCUCGUAUUUUGAUCAGUUAAACACAUAUUUUAAUGCACUGCUUGAUGCGGAGCAGCUGCCCAAAGGCAAUGUUUUUGAUUUGUACAAUGGACACUCUUCGGAGAUAGCUGCUACUGAAAUUAGUUUCGAUUUGGCUAUGCGCCUGGUGCGCUUCUCGGAGGUGCUGGAUCGCGGUGUUGCCACCAUGGAGUUUGGCUAUAAAGGUGGCCCCUACGAGUUCAAUUUGCGCGACAUUCUACGCUGGUGUGAUCUACUCCACAAUCCGGCCACCGGCUACCUUAUGCUGCCUGGUGUCAAUAACUUCCAUGGCGCCUUUCAUGACUUUUUACUGACACUCUACGAGCGCAUGCAGCUGGUCUACUAUCAGCGCAUGCGCUGCGACCAGGACAAGCUUUAUAUACGCAAUGCCUUUCAGGGCGUUUUCAACUGUAAUGCGGAGCAGCUGAACGCUAUUGCUGAGGAUGUGGCGGUCUACUGGACCGCUGAUAAGGUCUAUCUCAACGAUGUGGUGUUGGAGCGCGAGCCGUUAGCUCUUGGAUUAGCGGCACAGCGACAGGAGCAGGCGCCACUGUUGCUUGCCACGCAACGGCAACAGCUCAAGCAAAUUGUGGAAACGGUGCACAUGGAGAAGCCACUACUGCUCUGUGGUGCCACGGACAGUGGCAAAACCAAACUGAUCGAUGCACUCUGCGUGCUUUCCAAUCGUCAGUGCAACUCGGAUAACAUUGAUGAUUCGGUAACGGGAAGUUUUCAACAGGUCGAUCUCAACCGUCAUCUUGAGGAUAUCUAUAAAAAUGUGCAGUGUUUGAUAUUUGCCGUAGCUCAAAAGGCAUUUCUGCAGCAGACAGAGUCGGCUUUUGUCCAACAACUAUGGAAAACUUGGAGCAAGUACAAUCAGUUGAUUCGAUUAACCACCGAAUCCCAACAACAUAGCGUUGCAGAGGAGUUGGAGUUGUUCGCGCAUCGUUUGGUUGCACUAGACGAGAUCAUUGCCAAGCUUGAGCAGACGCCGUUGGAGUGUCGUGUUCCACUGUUCGAGCAACUGACACAAAACAAAUCCCAGCUCCUGCUAUUGCAGACCUACAUUAAAUCUGCAGACUCGCUCAACACAGGCGGCUCCUUUGAGUGGGUUGAUUCGAAUAUCGUGACUUCUUUAAAGUGUGGCCAAUACAUAUUGCUGGAACAUGUGAAUCUUUGUUCAUCCGCAGUCUUGGAUCGUUUGAAUCCCGUGUUUGAGCCCAAUGGCAGUCUUUUGAUAGCGGAGAAGGGCAUCAGUGCACACGACAGCGCAGAGGUGGUGCAAAGAUCGCCAAACUUCCGCGCAUUCCUCACCAUCGAUCCCAAGAAUGGAGAAUUAUCACGUGCAAUGCGCAAUCGUUGCGUCGAACUGUCGUUGUCCAUGUCCAAAGAUGCCUACAGCAUUGACGAUAUGCGCGCCAUUGUCCAUGGCCAGGGAGUGCACCAUACAGCCGCCAUUGACUGCAUGCUGUCCAUACAUCGGAAUAUAGCUCAACUAACUGAGUUCAACUCGUAUACCAUAUCGCAUCUGACGCACUUUGCUUUCCUAAGUGCCGCCUACAAGCGAAUUGGCUAUGAGCUCAAGCGCGCCAUCUAUGUGGCCGCCAUGGAGGUUUAUGUGUAUGCAGCCAGCAUGGAUUUAAUGGGCUAUGGUCUGGCCUACUAUCAGAACAAGCUGCGCGAAGUGGUGCUGACACAAACGGAGGCUUAUGUGGAAGGUGAAGAAGAGCAGGAGGAUUACCUCAACGAUGUUAUACUGCGCACAGAUGAGCUGAAUGCCCUGACACUCAUCAAACUGCAAACGGUGACCUUAAAGCUGUUGCUGCAGUCGUCAACCGAUGGGGAGCUGCCCAAAGCGCAGCUAAUAUCACUUUUUCAGUCAAUGUCAGCACUGGAUUUAAAUCGGUUAAGCGUCAAUCAGAUUAGCCGCUUCCUAAUCUACAUGCUUUACGAGAUGAGCGCCUUUGGUGAGCUGCAUAUGCGACAUCUCUAUAUGCAGCAAUAUCUCAAGGCUCAACCCGAACUACAGCAGCUGUCAUUCAGCUUGUAUGACUGCCUGAUGCAGCAGGGAAAACGAUUCCAGACCAGCUUAACUAAUCUGCCCUGGCAUAGGAAACUAUUUCCGCGUCUUCGUGAUUAUGCCACCCAGCCACCAUCAAGAGAUGCUGGCCCAGACGCUGCCUUGGCGCUUAGUGCGUCCUUGUUGGCUCAGCUGCUGGUCGCCCAGAUACCCAAGCGAGUUGUGACUCAACUACAGCACAUGGAUGCUCUGCAAUACUCACAGGCACUGCUGGAUAAGAAGAUUACAGAGAAAUAUAGCAACGAUUUUCUGUGUCAUCUAUCCAACUUCCUAGAAAGCUUGCAACUGGCAUUGCAGCACCAUUUGAGCGCAGCCAAGUUUGAACUAUCGCAAUAUGGCAAGUUUCUGACCAAGUUCCAUUGGUUUAAUCGGCUGGUGGACACGGCCCAACAGAAGCUGCUUCAACACAAUGAGCUGCACGCUCCAUUGAUGCACAAGCUCGUGCUUCAUUUCAAGUGGUUGGAGAAACAUUUGCUAGCUGCCAUUUUGGAGGCAUGGCCCGAUUUUCUGCACAUUCACGUGGCACUGCGAGAGAGCCUCGAGCAGCUCACUUCCUAUGUGCAGGACACCAAGCGUCCCAUGAAUGUGUCCUGCAAGAUUUAUGCCAAGCAAUUUACACAGUUCCAGCCCUAUUACCUGGAUACUCAGAUAACAUUGCAUGAGAAAGUGUCGCAGCUGCAGCAGCUGCUGAAUGUGGUCCCACAGUAUGGCAACAUGGAUAGCAAAUUGUGGCUGCACAAAUGGCUGGCCCUGCAAUCGGAUGAAGCGCAUAAAUGGCGUGCCUUUCUGCGCACCCACAUUACCAGCUGCCAAAUGAAACAGUUCGAGCUAAAUGAUGCCUGUAUUUGCAAUGGUGAAUUGCAAGCAGCGCUUCGUAGACUUCAGCAUCAGUUAAAGGAACAACAACAACAACAACCAGACCAAGACGAGAGCAUAUUUAUAGAUAUCGAGCAAGUGAGACAGAAGCUGACUGCAAGCUGGGAUGGAGCUGAGGAUGAGCAUCUGGUUGAUUUAAAUGCCGGCGAGCUCAAGUCCUAUCAGCUGCUGCAGGCCGCAUUGCGUGACUACUUCAUGGAUCGGGCGCUGAGCAGGACUCUUCAUCCAGAUUUCGAUGAGCAAGUGAAUCAGCUGUACAGCGAGCAGUUGCUCACACUAAAUGGACAUAUGUGGCAGUGCCUAAACACGCUCAGUAGUGCUACUCAUGGCAACAUCAUGUUGGCCUGGCGUGAAUUGUCCCAGGAACUACACAGUCCGGCGGAGCUUGUAUCGCUGUUGCAGCAGCAGUUGGGCAGCAGCAGUUGCUACAAGGCGCUGCGCAGCUAUCAACGCCAGUUUCGCCAGGCGCUCCAAUGCUAUCAGCUAGAGAAUUUGGCCACACGCUUCGACUGUGCUCAGGUGCCCAGUGAUGUGGAGCUUGGAAGUCGCUACAGCUAUCAGGGACCCGCUUUGAGCAAUGCUCUUCUGUCACUAGUUUGCCAAUCAAAUGGACAGCUGCUCUCGGUCCCGCUCAGCGAGCUACAGCCCUGGCGUCAGACACUGCAGCAGACGCGUCAACUGCUCUGGCAGAAUGCACAGCUGCAGAGCCGUCGGCACAGCCCCGAGGUAAACAAUCUGCAGCUGGUGCAGGAGAGUGGCAGGCAGUUGCUCAACGAAUUGGAGUAUGUGACACAUGUGCAGCAGGAGCAGAUGCAGCAGCAGCAGCAAAUGGAUGCGGGCUUUGAGCGUUGCAUUCAGGAAUUACAGCAGGUGCUGCAACAAUUGCAGUUGCCGCAAGAUCAGACUGAGCCACUGAGCUCCAGCUUUAAUGCGGCACUGGCCAACACACUGAUUGGCGUUCUGGAGCUGUGCGUGCUCACGCAUGCGCCACUCAUCGAUCCCGUGGAAAAGAAUCGUCUGAAGAACCUAUACAUAGCCGAGGAUAUUGAUUGUCUCGUCCAUUUUAGUGCCGCCCACGAUUUUAUGCGCAUCAUCAUGAACUACAAGCACUUUGGCCAGCAAAUCUAUGAGCAAGUGCAGCAGCGCCUGCACUCAGCGCAACAGCAGCAGCAACAACUCAAUCAAAAGCUGGCACUGCGUCCCGAUCAAUGCUUGUAUGCCAGCCUGGUGCAGGAUUUGAUGCACUUCCUCAAAUCCAAUUGCGACUGCGCAGCACUGCACAAACUGAUUAAAGUCAUACGCGAGAACUGGUCACACUUUUUAGGUAAGCAGGCAGCGAGUGAGCAGCAACUGCGACGUGGUGCAGAGCUGCUCAACAAGCUGGAACUGUGGCUGGCGAAUGCGCAACGGUUUGUGCAUCAUACGCUCGCCCGAUAUGAGGCCUACUAUCAGGACUUUGUGCUGCCCAUCAAGUGUGCCGUCAAUCAAAUGCGUUUUGGAUUGGAGCAGCUCAAGCAACUCUUCAGUCGUCUCUUAAUGGCUGGCAGCGCAGUGGAGGCCAUCAAACUGGAGAAGACAAUCGCACAGAUUGGCGAGUUUCCCGCACAGCGUCCAUUGGCCAUCAGGAAUACCCAUGUGUAUGGACUGCUUGCCAAGCUGCCGCACAGCGAGCACGAAUACUUCCGUCUGCUGAAAGCGAAGCUGACCGAGCUGCGCAACUUCAUCAGCAUUGCCUCGAGCAUUGAUGAGACGAUAUUUGCGGCCUACGAUGAUGCGCUAAGCAUCUGUAAUCGCACGUGGCAGCAGGAGGAGCAGCGUCGCAACGAGCAGCGUGCCGAGGAGGAGAGUCUCUACAAGACUAAGACACUAGGCGGCGUCGAGGAUGAGGAACUUGAGGCUCUGCAGGAGAUUGAACAGCAUUUUCCCACCAACCUGGACGAAGAUUUUGCUGAAUUUGUAGACCAGCCAACGUUGGAGCAGGUGCUCAAGCUGGACAAAAAGGCAGCGACAAAAGCGAAACUGGCACAGAUAGUCAACGAGCAGGAUUAUGUAUUCCUGGCACGGAAUUUUAUAGAGUCAAUGACCAGGUACACAACUGUUAGCUACAAGGACCGUGAACAGCAACAGCGGGAGAAGCAAGAACUGCAACUGAUUCAACCCUAUCAGGCGCGACUGCAGGUCUUUGUUCAGCUACAUGGACACUAUAAGACUGCCGUGGGCGCCACCCUGGAUGACAGCGUCUAUAAUGCUCUAACAUUUGCGCUGGCGGUGCAGCAGCGACAGCUGCAGGACAUUCACCUAGAGGAGAGUCAUAGCAGUCCAACUUAUGACUUCUAUAAGGAUUCAAAUAUAACGGAGAUCAAUGGCUGUUUGGAUGUCAUGGAACGCAUUGAAAAGCGUGUGCUGGAGCAGCUGGAACUGUAUCCGGAGCAUGCUGGUCUUGCAGAUAUUAAGCUGGUCAUUUCACGCAUCCGAAAGCUGCCAGCAAAUGCUAGCGUUGUACGCUUCAACACCGGCUUCCAGCUGCUGCGCCAGAAGCUGGCGCUCUGGAACGAGCUGGCCCACAGGAACAACAAUCUGGUAGCGGAGGAGAUUGAGGUGGCGGAGUUUGUGCAACGCUGGACUAAACUGGAGCUGCAGCACUGGCGCAACUGCCUCAACCAAACCGCACAACUGGUGGAAUUGCGAGCCUAUCGCUAUUGGUUCUUCAUCUACAAUCUGCUCCAAGGGGGAGCAGCCGACCUCCCGGAAUCGAUACGCACACUGCGUCAGUUCGUGGAGGCAUCGUGCUACGGUGAUUUCCAUGUGCGUCUCCAACUGCUGCAUGGUUUCGAGAUGUAUCUGCACAACGUGGAGCGUGCGGGCAAAGCAAAAAUGGAUGUGCCACCAAUCAUUGCGGCGCUGCAUAAUCUUCAAUUGUAUUUUGCACAGUUUGCUCAGGAGGUGGCGGACACCGUCAAGCUUCGCCGAGUGCCCAUUGAGAAGAAACUGCGCGAGUUUGUCAAGAUCCAGAGCUACAACAAGGAUCUUAGCUACUUUAGCAUGCGUAACAAUGUGGCCAGUGUGCAUCGCAAUCUGGGCAAGUUCCUCAAGGAGUAUCGCCUGCUGCUCGAGCAGAAGAUCAGCGAAGUGUUCCAGCCCAAAGAUUCCACCGUCAAGGACUACAGCAUGGAUAAGAGCAGGUACAAGCAAAAGUUCGACCUAUAUCUUCUGGACAGCCAGCACUUUGUGGCGCCGCAACAACUGCGCGACAAGUAUAGCGCAGUGGAUUUGGGUUCAGAUUCGGGAUCGGAUUCACUGCCACUAUUGCAGCAGCUGGGCAAACACUUUGGCACCGCACGUAACAUUGUACGCCAGACACUAAGCCACACGGAAUAUGGUCCGCUCCUUACUGAACUGGACGAGUUGGUCACUGCACAGCUGGAGCGUUGCGAGCAGCUGCGCAACCUGAACGUCGAUCGGAGCAAGGAGCGUCCUCAGCAGAAGCUGCAGGCCAAGCAAAUAUUGCAGCAGAAGCGCAAAGCCUUAACCGAUCUCUUCAAGCUGCUCACGCGACUGGGCAUUAGCUACAAGUCCGGCCUGAUGGAGCUCUCGCUGCGCGGCGAGUUUGAGAACUUUGAACUGGCGCCGUUUUGCAUUGAGGCAAUGCUGCCCCAACUGCACUCCAGUGGACGACAAUUCAAUCAGCAGCUGGAUCUUUACUACAUGAAGAGCGUAUUCAAGUUGAAGCUGCUGCAGAACAUUAUGCUUACACCGCUCUCAGAGCUGGGACCACCCAACAUCGAGCGCAUCAAGGGUUUCGCUGUGGAUCUGUUUCUUCACGUGCAGCAGCAGCGCGAACAGUUGUCCACUGCCACCCGACAGUUGCAUGAGUUGCGCAAUGCCCUCCACCAGUUGCGCCACGUGGCUGAUAUUGUGAUGCCGACGGAGGCAACCAUUGAGCAGCUCAGCUUCUCGCGCAAUGCGGACGAGUGUGUGCAGUUGAAGCAUAAACUCUGCCAAAUACAAUACGUCCUCCGGCAGUGGCAACUGCUGCUUCAAUGUGCACCAUUGCAGGCUACCAACGAGCACAGUGUGCUGCUUCCCAGUCAGACACUUCCUCAAGCCGAGCUGCUGGAGCUGUGUGGCGUGAUCUUAAGCGGCAGCCAGGCAUUGCUGUUUGAACUCGAGCGUGCGUCUUUGGAGUUUCUGGACAGCAAUAAACUGUCUAUAUAUCUGCGCAGCUACCAAACAAUUUUGGACAACAUGCAAAAGACCUUGGCCCAUCUUAAUGCUGGUCAUGAGGAGCAUUUGCCGUUGGCACAGCCGCUGCUGGCACUGCUUGCUCAACUGGAAAGCAACACGGCCUGUGAUGUGUCAUCCGGUGAGCCCGUUGAGCUCAACAAUGUGGAUGCGGAGCUAGCAAACAUAGCUCACGGUGUGCUGCUGGCGCUGCAAAAGAUUUACAAGCAGCAUGGCAAGCAGGAGGAGAAGCAGGAAACCGAGGAGGAGGACAGCCUCAAAGAGCAGCAUCUAAAGCAGCAUUUGACAGGUCAAUUGAAUGCCGACUGGCAGCUCUUGAGGAUGCCACGUACGCUAAGCAAGCUGUCCAAUGUGCUCCUGGUCCUAAAGCAUGCCAAUCCUAGCGAGAAGCAACUUAUUUGCUUGCGGCGAGCUGUGGCCUUAUUGCCAAUUCUGGAGCAGUAUCAACUGUUGGCGGAUUAUGUUCUUCUACAACAUCUGGGUACGCAUAAGGUCUCAGCGAAAAUGCUUUCAAUUAUGUUGACCGCAUUCGUGGAGAUUGGCAGCAAGGGUUUCUGUGUGCCACCAGAUCUAAUGCAGGACGAGGAGGGUCAGUCCAAGCAGGACUCAAAGAAUGGCGAGGGCUUUGGUCUAGAAGAUGGCACCGGCGAGAAUGAUGCGUCGGAUAAAAUAGAGUCUGAGGAUCAGCUGGAUGAUGCCAAGCGCCCGGAGGACCGCAAGGAUGAGGGCGACAAAGAGGAGCCCGACUGCAAGGAGGAAAAGGGUAUUGAGAUGAGCGAUGAUUUCGAUGCUAAAAUGCAGGACGUGGAGAAACCAGAAAACGAGGAAGAUGACAGUGGUGAGUCUGAAGAUGAAGAUGAGCUGAACAAGGAAAUGGGCGAAACAGAAGAGGGCGCUGAAAAGCUCGACGAUCAGAUUUGGGGCGAUGAUGAGGAAAAGCAGCCCGAAGAGGAGGAGCCCGACAUGAAUGAAGAGGAUCAGGGAAAGGGCACCAAAGAUGAGAAGGAUGACCAUAACGAUCUGGACACCAAGAACGAUGCGGCAAAGGAGGAUGGUAAGGACGAGCACGAGAAGGAUGCCCUCGAUGCGACAAGCGAGCCAAGUGGCGAGGAUAAGCGUAAGGAGCAGGCCAAGGAUAUUGAUGAUAUGAAAGAGCCAGAACUAGAUGAGGAGCAAACGAAUGCCAUGCACAAUGAACUCGAGGAGCCACCAGAACCCGAGGAAAUGGAUUUGGGCGAUAUGAACAACGUCGACGAAGGUCACGACAAGGACGCCGACGAGCCAAAUGAUGAGAAUCCUUUUGAUAUCGACGCCAUGAAGGAAAACAUGCAAGCAGCCGAUGAGCCCGAUGAGGCAGACGCCGACGAAGAGGAAGCUAAGGAGAGUCAACCCGAGUCGGAUGAUAGCGACUCCGAGGCUGAGGAAGGCGGCACUGAAAAUGAAACCACUCAAAAUGCCAAAGACAAUGCUGAAGAGGAAGAAGCUUCUGCCGAAGAUGAAAAGGAACAGGAAGAGCCCGAAACCCAAACACGUGGUGAAUUAAAUAAAGAAGAGGAAGAGCAGGAAGAACCACCUGUCGAGCCAGAGGCACGUGAGGAGAAACCAGAGGAGCACGCACAAUCCAAGGACAAGUCCAGCAAGGAAGACAACGUGCAAUCCGUUCCCGAUACCGAGCAGAACAGCUCAGCAGAACAGAUGCAACAACAGCAGCAAGAUGAAAAUAUCAAACAGGAGCAAAAAAUGGACGAGCAGGAGACGGGCGAAGAAAAGGAUGGCGUUGGACAGGCCGAAAAUGAUACAAACGAUGGAGGCCAUCAGGGCGUAGCCGAGACUAAGGAAACAAUCUCCCAGGAAGAACGUAAAAAUGAAAAGCAAACUCAGGAGAAGCGUAAACAAGGACGCACCAAUGAGGAACGCACUUUAGGAGAAGCGGAGCAGACCAAAUUAAAACAGCUCAAGACAAUCGACCAAAUGAAAGAGUCCAAGCAAAAUGAAAACGAGCAACAGGAUCAAACGGACGAAAAUGUUGAGGCCGAUGAAUAUCAGCAUGUCAAGGAUCCAAAGAGCAGCGAUAAGACAACGUUGGACAAUGCCACAGAGGAGCAGUCCAAGCAAAUCAAACAUCAAGAGGAAGAAGAGGCGACAGAGGAGGAAAACGCAGACGUGGAAAAUGCAGAUGAACUAAUGGCCGACGAAGAACCAACAGCGCAUGAGGAGGAAGAUGCUCAACUAGAGCAGCUUAGCUGUGAAAAAACUGACCAAAAGUCUGAGAAACCCUCGAAGACAGAGCAAGCCAAGGAACGCUUGGAAACACCGGAGCAAAUGGAAAUCGAGGGCGAGGUAGUGCCCACAAUGACGGUUCCACGCAGCACUGAAACCACUGCGCACAGCAAUACGGAGUUGCUGCUGGACAAGAGCACACUGGCUCAGGAGCUGAGCACAACCGAGCAAAUUGAACUACGCCAAAUGUAUCAGCAACAGUUGACCAGCUCUAAUGCCAUAUUACCGCAUCACGAGGAUUAUGAGAGCUGGUCCAGCAUAUCAAAUCGCAUGACCCAAAAUGCUCGAGAGCUAUGCGAACAGUUGCGUCUGAUAUUGGAGCCAACGAAAUGCACACGCCUCAAGGGUGACUAUCGUACAGGACGUCGCAUCAACAUGAAGAAGAUUAUACCGUAUAUUGCGUCUCAAUUCCGCAAGGAUAAGAUUUGGUUGCGUCGCACGAAACCGGCACAGCGUGACUAUAAAAUAACAAUUGCCAUUGACGAUUCCAAGUCGAUGCAUCAUAACAAUUCCAAGACCCUGACACUAGAGGCAAUUUCUUUGGUGUCACAAGCGCUGACACUGCUGGAGAGUGGCCGCCUGAGUAUUGUCUCGUUUGGAGAAGCGCCGCAAAUAAUUCUGAACCAUACGGAACAGUUUGAUGGACCGCGUUUGGUGAGCGCCCUCAACUUCGCUCAAGAUAAAACCAAAAUCGCGGGUCUUCUCGACUUUAUACGCACCGUGAACAUCGAGGAAAGCGGUCUUGGUGGUGAUAAUGGACUAUUUGAGAAUCUGCUGCUCAUAUUGAGCGAUGGUCGAAACAUAUUCAGUGAGGGCAAUCAGAAGGUCAAGAAUGCCAUUAAAUUGGCACGACUGCAGCGUAUAUUCCUCGUUUAUAUUAUCAUCGAUAACCCGGAAAAUAAGAAUUCCAUUCUGGACAUACAGCACGUGGAGGUAAAUGCUGAUGGUUCGGUCAAAAUUAACUCAUAUUUGGACAGUUUUCCCUUUCCGUACUAUGUGAUUGUACGUGACCUAAACCAACUGCCACUGGUGCUAAGCGAAGCCAUGCGACAAUGGUUCGAAUUAGUCAAUAGUGAAUAAUAAGUUAGUUUUUGUAUAUAGUCAGCAUAUUGGACGCAGUUGAGCCAAUAUUCUAUUUUGACAAACUUGUACACAUUA